AUGAGCGUCUUUCACGUAACUUUGAUGAUAUGGGCGGUGCACUGGGUUGCGCCAGAUACAGUACUGCACUCUAGUACCCCAGCGACCAGCGAAUCCGGAAGUGAACAGCUGCACAUUGUAGAAUCGGAUUUCAACAGUGAGGAAGGAGCAAGCAGCAACAGCGAAGACCACGUCAUCGUUACUGACAGCGAAGACAUCGUCAUUAUUCCAUUGGGCAAUGGGUCCUAUGCUGAGGCUGAUGAAAACACCUAUGCUGAUUUGGAUUCACAAUGCCAGCCGAUAGAUCUAUUUGCCACAGCGUGCCCUAAUGUCGACAAUAGCAGAUGCAUUCUCGAAAUGCAAAACAGACAAGAAGAAACAGCAGUUAAUUCGUACUCAAGCACCGUAACAGCAGAGGAAGCGGCAGAUGCGAUGAAUGUUACACCAAAUCGCUUAGGGAAAAAGCAAUUCGAUGAUAACGGUGAUCUUCCCGAAGAAAAUCGUACAUUGAACAAGAAGUUUGUAAAGAGUUACAUAUGGAUGCCAGGUGUUAGCGCAAAACCCGUUGUCUCAAAGGAGCGAAAUACAUUACGCUUGUAA
Molecule: messenger RNA, 579 nt
Organism: Gongylonema pulchrum
Lineage: Eukaryota; Metazoa; Nematoda; Chromadorea; Rhabditida; Gongylonematidae
Source: the annotation of a GenBank genome assembly